Molecule: messenger RNA, 807 nt
Organism: Cynara cardunculus var. scolymus (artichoke)
Lineage: Eukaryota; Viridiplantae; Streptophyta; Magnoliopsida; Asterales; Asteraceae
Exons: 2
Coding region: 1-807 (268 amino acids)
Source: RefSeq, a predicted model, not a curated record
AUGUCAGGUGUAUCACUUGCGGUGGCUCAUACUCAUGGCUCUGACUCAGACAAAACAUCCACCGUCCCUGCCACUGCCACUGCCACUGCCCAACACCAAAAAGAGGUGACAAGUGGUGGUAUGAUGGGAUCUCUACGCUGGAUCGAACUCCAGUUGGUAGCUUUUGUUAUGGUUUUCUCAGCCAUUGGUCUGGUCCCACUCUUUGAUCUCCUUUUCCCGGCUUUCACCACUGCCUAUCUUCUAAUUCUAUCACGACUAGCGUUUCCUGGUGCCACAACCUGUAAGGAAAUAGUACAAGGAUCAAGUGGAAUGCUACGUGUCUACGCUAUUAUGGGGACGGUAAUUGGGCUAUUUUUGCCCUUAGCUUAUGUGUUGGGAGGGUAUGCAAGGGGGGAUGAGAAAGCAGUUCGGUCCGCCACACCCCAGUUGUUCUUGCUUUCUUUUCAAAUACUAACCGAGAAUGUUAUAAGCGGAUUGUCAUUGUUUUCAGCUCCCAUCAGGGCCUUAGUACCAAUGUUGUAUACGGUUAGAAGACUAUUCGUUAUAUUGGAUUGGAUACAAGAUGUGUUGCUCAACAAGUCCCUCAAUACAAAUGCUCCCAUCGAGGAUAUUGCAUGGUAUUGGUUUGGGAUAAGCCUAGCAGUGACGAAUCUUAUAUAUUUUUCAAUCAAUAUCUUUGCAUUCUUGAUUCCACGUUUUCUGCCAAAAGCAUUUGAGCAAUAUUUCAAGGAGAGAAACGAGACACAGGCAAAGUUGGCCGAAGACAAACGUCAAAGUGAACAACCCAAAGAUAAGAAGUUCGAUUAA